CUCCUUUAUAAAAGUCUCCUGUUUAUCAUUAUAGCUUUCUAAAGAGAGAGAGAGAGAGAGAGAGGAUGGAGCUUGCUUUGAGCUUAGGAGAUACGCCAAAGCCAAUUUCAAUUGCAGAUGAAAACAGAUCACAACAGCAGAAGAACAAAGAAUUAGGGUUUUGCAUGGUAUUAGGAAGCAGCAGCCAGGUUCAAGAUCAUCAGCACAAGAACUAUGACGAUGAUGAUAAAACAAAUUGUUCUUCUUCAUCAUCGGAUCCACGGCCGUUACAGCUUGAUCUCCGCCCUUUUUCACCGUCUCUCCACCAAUCUUCACCGACACCGCCACCUUCUCACCGUCCUUUUCCAUGGCUGUCUCAAAUUUUAAUAGGCGAACCGAGUUCCCAUACUAAACUAGGAAAAGGGUUGGAUGUGAAACCGCUAACCGCAGUAUAUGAUCCUGACAACGGAGAAGAACCAGCCCCCGUUCAGUCUUCACCAAACGACAGUAAUAGUGAUACGUCAUCCUUUCAAAUGGAUUUUUCUUCCAUUUUCAGAAGUAGCGCUGGUAGCAGUAGAUUUCCAUCUAUGAAACCUGAUAUGGAGUUCGUAAGGGGGAAUAUGGAUUUUUUAGCGGAUGUUUCCGAAAGAGAUCAUAGAGUUUCUUCAAGACGCGGAGGGUAUGGUGGAACUAGUGAUGAUGAUGAAAAUGGGUUGGGUAGAAAGAAGCUUCGACUCACUAAAGAACAAUCCGCUUUUCUUGAAGAUAGCUUCAAAGAACACAAUACCCUCAACCCUAAACAAAAGCUGAUUUUAGCAAACCAGCUGAACCUUCGUCCACGACAAGUAGAGGUGUGGUUCCAAAACAGAAGGGCAAGGACAAAGUUGAAGCAGACUGAGGUGGAUUGCGAGUAUCUAAAGACAUGUUGUGAAACCCUAACUGAAGAAAACAAGAGAUUGCAAAAAGAACUUCAAGAAUUAAGAGCCUUAAAAACUUCCCAGCCAUUUUACAUGCAGCUCCCAGCCACCACCCUCACAAUGUGUCCUUCGUGUGAGCGAGUCGUCACCACCUCUUCUACCACCACCACUCCACCCAACACCACCGCGACAAAGCAGCAGCAACCCACCAAUCCAUGACGAUACUAGUAGCACCACCUCAAAUAUCUUAAUGCAUUCUUGUCAUUACCUUUUUUAAUGUCUUCUAGCUCGUGGGAAUCAGGCUCUAAGUUGAAGAACAUGCAUGGGGAAUAGAUAGUCAAAUGGUUUAUAUCUUAAUUUAUGAUAUAUGUAUAAAUCUUUGACUAUUUUUGACCGUGUGUUCAUUUUUUGUUUAUCUAGUUCGCGGGCUCUUUUGUUUCAGCAAAUUGGAGGACUAUGGUUUGAUCAAGAAAUUGAUAUUGAAAAAGACAAGUUGUCUUUCUUUUUUGGAACAUGCAUUGUGUCGGU
Helianthus annuus (common sunflower) is the source of this 1424-nucleotide messenger RNA. RefSeq names its product homeobox-leucine zipper protein HAT14. Gene Ontology annotation, biological process: regulation of DNA-templated transcription. Gene Ontology annotation, molecular function: DNA-binding transcription factor activity, RNA polymerase II-specific; sequence-specific DNA binding. The record is from RefSeq and is a predicted model, not a curated record. The transcript has 4 exons. Lineage: Eukaryota; Viridiplantae; Streptophyta; Magnoliopsida; Asterales; Asteraceae. The coding region runs from base 66 to 1115 and encodes 349 amino acids.